Trifolium pratense (red clover) is the source of this 1118-nucleotide messenger RNA. Its product is annotated as probable WRKY transcription factor 29. NCBI's taxonomy places the organism in Eukaryota, Viridiplantae, Streptophyta, Magnoliopsida, Fabales, Fabaceae. Bases 84 to 968 code for a protein of 294 amino acids. Gene Ontology annotation, biological process: regulation of DNA-templated transcription. Gene Ontology annotation, molecular function: DNA-binding transcription factor activity; transcription cis-regulatory region binding. Gene Ontology annotation, cellular component: nucleus. The record is from RefSeq and is a predicted model, not a curated record. The transcript is spliced from 2 exons.
UUUCAUCAAAACCCUUCUCACAAUAAUAUCUUACUUUGUCUUGAGAUAAUUAAUAUUCAUCUUGACAUAACAACUUGUUGAAUAUGGAUGAGCUUGCAUUUUUAAUGGAUUGGGAUUUGGAAGCUAUCAAUGGAUUAGCUCCAACAACAAAUUAUUUUUCUCAUUUAUUUUCUGAACAAGAUGAUGAGUUAUUAUUUGGAAGUUUACCAGAAUUCUCAAAAACCAAAAAUGCUCUUAUUGAUGAAUUUGAAGAACUUUGCAAACCUUGCUACCCUCUUUCAUCUCAAACCAUCGUUACAAAUUCUCUUACUACUGUCCCAAAAGAGCCUCAUCAUGAAGUCAAAGAAAUUAAAGCAUCAAAGAAAGUAGCUUCUCAAGAUUUGCAAGUUCUUGCAGUACCUAAAUGUAAAAAAAGCAAGAAAAACAAGAACAAGAGUAUUGUGAAGAAAGUAACAGCAAUGGAUGGUACUCUUUGUGAUGCAUGGGCAUGGCGAAAAUAUGGACAAAAACCGAUAAAGGGUUCACCUUAUCCGCGAAGCUACUAUAAAUGCAGCAGUUCCAAAGGAUGUCCGGCAAGAAAACAAGUUGAAAAGAAUCAUUUGGAUCCAAAAGUUUAUAUAGUUACGUACACUGCAGAACAUAAUCAUCCUGAACCAACUCGAAGAAACUCGUUAGCCGGAAGCACGAGGAAGAACAAUCUCUUGGUUACACAUUCUUCAAGCACAUUAACUCGUGCCCAAAAAACUUGUUCUAUAAAUUCUUUAGUGGUAACUCACUCUCCAAACACACCUUUGGUGAAAAUUGAAGAUGAGGUAAGUAUGCAAGAACAAAGUAAUGGAAUAUUGGAGGAUGCGGAAGAUCAUCAUCUUCUUGAGUGGUUGAAUGGUGGUCAAUUAUGUGAUGAUGAUGGUUGGAUUCCAAAUAAAGAGCUAGAGGAAUUUAUUGGACUAGAUAAUAUGUACCAAUAACAUGCAUGAUAUGUAUGGUUUUGAUGACACUUGUUAGUUUCCUUAAAAACUUUGUUUGGAUUUUGAAGAGAAAAUGAGAUGAAUUAAAUAGAAUGAGAUAUUUAGAUUUUAUUGUUUGUAUAUAUAUGUUUAGAAUAACAUUUGAAUGAA